UCCCGAUGCACUUCCGUAGUAACCGGAUGUUGCUGAGCAGCAUCGGAGCGCUUGUUAAGUCCAGACUCAAACCCAGCAAAAAUGUGAACCUGCUGUGUUUUGCAAGGUGCUGCUGGAAGCGUUCAGGGGAAACUAGAUGUCUCCGUUCUCCUUAUAUGCUCUGUUAAUAUCUAGUGAAGCUCCGGCCGACGUGUUCUUGCUGUGCCUUACCAAAUCGUGAACCAUGAUGGAGCGAAGAAGAGCCUUAACUAUUCCAUUUACUGUUGACAAGGACAGCUUGAUGGAAAGCCCAUUCAGAAUCCCCAUGACAUGUUUUUCAUCAGAGUGUGGAAAGUUUGAAAGACAGGUUUCCUGGACCGAAAUUGCUUGCAAACGGAGACAUCGUGAUUUACAGCACAAAAAUGGGUCCGUGCUGUGUGAUCACAACCAUGCAGCCAUGGUCACAUUGGAAAUGGCCAGGAGAAAGCCCUGUCUGAUCCUGACAGAUAUCCUAAAGACAGAAAAGGGAAGGGCUUAUAUGGAAAGGAUAAAACAGAAUUGUACCUUGGGAAAUCAACAAGUGUCAAGUACGCGGAGGAAGACUGGUCGGGGCAGAGAAGAACCCCUGAUUUGCCGAGACACAAGGUCCACUCAAAGGGAGACUAGGAAUGAUAAAAUCAACAAUGUAACCACUAAACACAACCAGAAGACCACCUCAUCACCCCCUCAAAGAUCACGACUGAGGAGAAGGUUAAAUGUUGAUGACGAAGUGGCCAAAGAAGAAAGAGAUAUUGAGGAGGUGAUAAUAGGCAAGGACCGUGCAGAGGACUACAAAUUCGCUGAAGUUGUUGAUUGUGGUUUGUCGGUGAGCUGGGAGCCUGCUGAGGAUAGAAGAAGUUCUGAUGAGUUCUCCCCUGGUGCCAUAAAGGACAGGUGGACUGAUCCAGAAAAAGAAGUACAAAACAGUUUGAAGAGGAAAAGAAAGGAUGCAGGGGCCCAGUGUAACGGAACAGGCAGCCCCAAACGCCACCGUGAGAGUGUACUUCGCCUCACUGGAGAAGACGGAAGAGAUGGAAGACCAGCCCUGACGGGUUUUUGCCUGGAAGAAAGUGGAGAAGACGGGGAUUUGGAGAGCCUCGAUCGUAGCAUUGUACAGUUCACUGUUGGAGCAGAUGAUCCAACAGAAGCUCUGGUCCCAAUCAUCAGUCCUACUUUGGAGGCCAGAGACUUUAUUGGUACUCCCAGACAAAGUAUAUUGUCUAGCCAGGACAGCACAACCAAAAGAAGCCCCUCUGAACCCAUUGUGCUGUCCAGUGACGAUGAGGAGAGCUGUGACGUUCCUCAGCCCUGCAGCCCAGCGCUCCGUACUCUGGUCACUGUAGAAGAAGCAGUAAUACAUGCACAAUCCCCAAAAGCUGUGGCCAAACAGCAAGAAGCUUCUCACAUAGAGGACAUGCAGGUGUUGCAUGUAGUUGUAGAGAAUCCUCCGGUGGAGGUUUCUCUCAUCCCUAGUGUAGACUACUGUGUGAGUGUGGCCUUCUCCGCUUUGCACUGUGGAGGUUUCCAAGGGAAAUCGAAUGGAGACUUAAUGAUGGCAGACCAAAAAAUCAUCAUCCCACUGAAAGACACGAGUGAACAGGUGAGGGUAAUGUUAACCAUUGAGCGUAAAGAGCUGCAGAGGUACGGAGUUUGGGAGCUGCAGGACCUGGAGGCCCAGAAGCUUCACUUUAAGACUGACGAGGAGCCUUCCCCUCGCGCUAUCCUUCUGUUUUGUGUGUCAGAAACUGCUGCAGCUGCUGUACAGCAGGACCUCCUCAAGCUGGGGGUCAAACAAGAUGGUCCCACGAACACUGGCAAGGUGAGCCCGUUCAUCCUGCUGACCCUGAGAGAACCUCUGGAGGGAAUGGAGGGGGCUUUAUUGCGCUCCUUGUUGGACAUUGACUGUAUCCAAAGUCUUGCAAAUGAAAAAUCCAUUGUUUCUCAUGAUGCAGACAGAGUUAGUAGCUUGGACGACAUCCACACUCCUAUUCUUUCUGUGGGCCAGUGCAUAGAGCUGAUUAGAAAAACUGGACUGGACUCUCACCUGCUGUUCCUGUUUGGCCUGGGGAGCACUGAACCUAGACUUAACACAGACCAGGAUGGUCCACAUUCUGAUACAGACAAAAACACCACACAGAAAGAGACAAUACUGGAGCCGGAGACAGCGAUAGAACGAGACACAGAGACACCACUCAAACCAGUGGAGCUCGAGCAUCCCUCUGAGAAGAAAAAGGAGGAACCCGCUCCUGUAUACACAGUGUGCCAUCGUAGAACCAAAGGAUCCUACUCUGUGUCCCUGUGUAAACCAGACUCCAGCUGGAUUAAAUAUAAACAUCAGGGCCUAGCCCACAGGUUGAUCCAGUUUCCUCCUCCACCAUUGAAAGGAGGAAUAACUGUUACAAUGGAGGACCUGCAGUGCCUUGACAGUGGGCAGUUCCUCAAUGAUGUUAUCAUUGACUUUUACCUCAAAUACCUCCUCCAUAAGGCCUCUGCUGCUGUGGCCGAGCGCUCACACAUCUUCAGUAGCUUCUUCUACAAGCAGCUGACACGGAGGGACAAUGCCAGUGAAGGUGGCACCAGUGACUCCUGUCAGAGGCAGAGGCGGCACCAACGUGUGAAGACGUGGACACGACAUGUAGACAUCUUCAAAAAGGACUUCCUGUUUGUGCCUGUCAAUCAGGAGGCUCAUUGGUAUUUAGUUGUCAUUUGCUUUCCGGGACUGGAUGAGCCAAAAUCUGAGGCCUGGAAUGGUCCCAACUCACAGACUGGGGAGAUACAGGAUCAAGUGGCGGCUAAAAGCCAAAAUGAUAACAAUGAGAAACCACCUACAGUAAAUCACAGUGACCAUGUGGACACAGAGACUGGAAACAGUCAAGAAGAACCCACUAAAGAUCCAAAACCUGGCCCAGUGACCUGCACUGAGCAGACCUACCAGAAGAAAACAGUUUGCAAGAGGCCGUGUAUUCUUGUCAUGGAUUCCCUCAAACGUUCCCUUCAUGAGCGAGUCUUCAAACUCUUACGGGACUACUUAGAGUCAGAAUGGGAAGUCCGUCGCGGUUCGUCAAGGGACUUUAGUCCUGAUCAGAUGCAGAGCUCACACUGCCAAGUUCCCCUUCAGGACAACAGCAGUGACUGCGGCCUCUACCUGCUGCAGUAUGUCGAGAGUUUUUUGAAGGACCCUGUGGUGCACUUUGACCUCCCUCUACAACUAGAACGUUGGUUUCCACGGCAGCAGGUGCGGAGGAAACGAGACGAAAUCAGAGAUCUGGUACUAAACCUUUACCGACAUCAAAACCUGGAUAGUAACAGAUAGACACGAGAAGCAGCUCUGCAGUGCAUCACAUUCCUGUAGCCAAUAUAUUAUCACUGCUCAUACUGAGCAACGGACACUUCAGUUUGAACUGAAAAUAUUUCCUUUAAAUUAGAUGCUGUAAUUGUUUAAUGCAUUAACUUGAACAGAACAUGUAAACUUUGUAGACUAUCUGUGGGUCCUGUGAGUGAACAUGAAGGCAUCAAAUAAUUUAAAAUAAACAGGUAGUUCAUCCAACCAGAAUGAGUUUUAAGGUAGAUUGUAUGUAGACAUGAUAAUGUUUGUACACCCCAUAACUUUUUACUGAUUGUUUUUAUGCUGCAAGAUAUUUUAUUAAAAAAAUAAUAAUUUUUUAUGUAGAUUCACAAGUCAAACUAAAAAUUGUGUAGCAAUGGUUAAACCUAGUUUGUACAGCAAAUUGUGAACAGUUUUUUUUUUUUUUACUGAAUGGACUGAAUUCCCCUGAUUUCCUGGCAUAGUAUAAAAUACGUUGCAGUGUCCUUUCUGAAUUUCAUUAUAAGAUUACAUGCCAUUGACGCCUCAGGAACUGUAAUCCCAACAUGAAGCAGCAAUUCCAUCUUUUGCCCUUUGUCGGAUACAUGGAACUAGAAAAAUGUUACUGUUUCAGUCACUCAGUGCCUCACUCAGUUAUCCUGUUAGCCUCCCAGUGCUAGAUAGGAAACACGAUGCUGUCUAUAGAUGACAGUAAGCUGGGCCAGGGGUCAGCAACCUUUACUAUUAAGAGCCAUUUUCCAAAAACAAAGAAAAAUUUGUCUGGAGCCACAGAGCAUAUUUGAGCCUUAUAAUGUUAAUUAUGCCAGCAGCAUUGGUGGUAAAAGCAAACAGAUCUGUCCAUGCACUAUUACAUUCUUUAUUUUCCUCAGAUUUGUUUUUUGUAUUUGGAAUCCAUAGUUAGCCUAGCAAGAGAGACUAGUAUCCACCACUAUUGAGGUUCGGCAAAAUACAGAGGAAAAGGUCAGGAUGUAACAUACGACGCACGUUUUAGUUGCCGAAAUGUUGAAACAAUCUUUUUUUAUUUGGUGUGUAAUGGCUAAACAUUUUUACGAUUUGACAAUGUAAGAAUUACUUUAGGUGUAUGACAAUGAUGAAUGAAAAUGUUAAAAGAUAAAAGUUAUUCAUGUCCAUAUGAUUAUUUGUCAAAGGAGCCACUGGAGAGGGGCUAAAGAGCUGCAUGUGGCUCCACAGGCGCAGGUUGUCUACGCCUGAGCUAGGCUUGUCCACUUACCUCUUUUUAAGAAUCGAACUGUUGUAUGUUACCAUAUAUCUGUGACACCCUUUUAUACCGCAAUCCAUCAUGCACCCUCAAAUCAUGCUGGGGCAAAGUAAUGGUCCCCGAUGUCAACUUCACCUACACAAAUGGGCAAAAUUAGACAAAAUUGGGAUUUCAGACUAUCAGUGCAGAUUACUGUGUGAUGUUAGUUUGCAUAUAUUCUGAAUACUGAUGUGCCAUGGAGGUUAUUUUGUAUCUUGGACAUUUCCAUUUAUUUAUCCAGACUUGCAAGAAGUUCAGGGGUGCACAUACAUUAGCAUGUGUAACAGUAUUAUGCCAAACACAAACCCACUUAAUUCAGACCUAAGAGACGUCCCAGUCCAUCACUGCUGUUGCCUAAGUUCUUCUCAACAGACUGGAUAGUCUAGUAGUUUUUUUCCCUUUUGUUCAGAUGUUUGCCUCCUUUAACACUUUGAAGUCCUCGAAGACAUGUUUUUUUAAGACAUUUGUGUUGGAUGAAUAUAUAGAAGCCGGUCCCAAAAUAUCUUUGGUUUCAAUUGUGUAUUAAAACUUGUAGACCAAA
Molecule: messenger RNA, 5142 nt
Organism: Morone saxatilis (striped sea-bass)
Lineage: Eukaryota; Metazoa; Chordata; Actinopteri; Moronidae
Gene: senp7
Product: SUMO specific peptidase 7
Exons: 23
Coding region: 224-3331 (1035 amino acids)
Biological process (GO): protein desumoylation
Cellular component (GO): cytoplasm; nucleus
Molecular function (GO): SUMO-specific endopeptidase activity
Source: RefSeq, a predicted model, not a curated record